AUGGCACAACAUGGGAAUUUGUCAAUCACUAUAGUCGGCAUUCUCGGCAACAUAAUAUCAGGAUUAGUGUACCUAGCUCCAUUGCCUACAUAUCGCAGAAUUUAUAAGAAAAAAUCGACAGAGGGGUUCCAACCAUUGCCUUAUGUGGUAGCACUCUUUAGUGCUAUGCUUUGGUUAUAUUAUGCACUUCUCAAGGAGAAGGAUGUUUUCCUCAUUAGCAUAAAUUCAGCUGGCUGCUUUAUUGAGACACUUUAUAUUGCGGUUCACUAUGCUUAUGGGUCCAAAAAGACAAGGAUUUUUACUGCAACGCUAGUAUUUUCACUUAAUUUGGUGAUUUUUGGUGUUAUUGUUCUCAUCAUUCAAUUAAUUCUGGGUGAUACCUCAGAGAGUCGGAUAAAAGUGCUUGGUAUUAUUUGUGCUGUUGUCUCCACUACUGUUUUUGCAGCACCUUUGACAAUCAUGGUGAAAGUAAUCCGAACAAGGAGUGUUGAGUUCAUGCCUUUUACCUUAUCCUUUUGCCUCACGUUAUGUGCAGUCAUAUGGUUUGUAUAUGGGUUAUUACGGAGGGACCUCUUUAUUUCCAUUCCGAACGUAUUUGGUUUCAUCUUGGGACUACUCCAAAUGGUAUUAUACAUAGUGUGCAAACAUUGCUGCUUCUCAAAAGAAGCUCACAAGAAUAUGGGCAAUCCUACCAACCGUGUCAAUGGAAACUUGUCAACUGUUGAUCAUCAUCAAUUAGACUCUGAACAACAAGCAAAUGGUCAGCAACACAUAUAA
Molecule: messenger RNA, 777 nt
Organism: Beta vulgaris subsp. vulgaris (sugar beet)
Lineage: Eukaryota; Viridiplantae; Streptophyta; Magnoliopsida; Caryophyllales; Amaranthaceae
Product: bidirectional sugar transporter SWEET15
Exons: 6
Coding region: 1-777 (258 amino acids)
Biological process (GO): carbohydrate transport
Cellular component (GO): membrane
Molecular function (GO): sugar transmembrane transporter activity
Source: RefSeq, a predicted model, not a curated record